UGAUUGAAAUGUUGGUGAAGAUACAGCUGUUGAUUAUAAUCCAACCUGUAAAGAAAAAAAAAUCAAUCGAAAUUUCAUGAUGAUCUAUUUGAACAACGUCGUACGUUGACAAGAAGAAAAAGAUCGAGCAACGUAAAUUAUAUUAAAAAAAAAAUAAAAGUUUUAGUCAUUCAUUACUUUUUAGAGAUCGUCUUAAAUAUGAUCGAGAUUGGCGUAUUUUCAAAGAAGAUUAUAAUAUGACAACCAGAGAUGAAAAUAUUUCACAUCCAUUAUGAUCAUUGGAUGGAGCUAGACUUGAAAAGAGCCUUCUUAAUGUUAUCAAAACUGCUGGUUAUAAAGUAACUUUAAUUUUCUAAAGUAAAAAACAAAACUUUUUUUAUGAAACUCAAAUAUAAUAUCGAAGAAAACAGUGAGUAUAAGUUUAAAUCGAGGUUUUUGAGGCUUCCUUCUCUAGACUCUAGCGACCAGUUUCAAAUGUCAGAGACCAACGAGAAUGUUUUUUCUCGUAACGACAGGAAGGAGGCAGCGAUCAUUUCGUACAUUUCUAUACCAACCAAAGACAAUAGGCUUUAGAUUUUUCCCACAAUUUCUUAGCAACGGAAAAAGGCACUGAAUGACAUUAACAAUAAGAUUUACACUGUUCUAGAACAUUUCAAAGCCUUCGUCGAAUUUUCAAUGACUAUAAUACAUUUAUGAAUGUUCUAAAUAUAGUGUAGUUUUUUAUUUUUGGCGCAGAUAAAAAUUCAUAUUCGACAUUGAUCGAUUGUCGUUGGAAAAUAACAAUAAUCUAUUAGAAAACUUUUCAAUUAACCUUUUUUGUAUUGGUAUAACUCAGCUAAAGAACACAUGAGUUCCACAUUUUAGCUCCAAAGGAGCUGCGCUGAUAUAGGUUUUUUUUAAUAGAAACUAACAUCAAUUCAACGACAAGCUAUUUCAAUUGGUUUACAAAAUCGAGAUGUAAUUGGUAUUGCGGAAACUAAUUCUGAUAAAACAGCAGGUAAGUUAAUUCUUGUUGAUUUAUGUGUUUUUUUUUUGUGUUUGUUUGUUAUUGGUAUAUCAAAUCGUCUUAUUGAUGUACUUGAAAAUCGUUAUUUAAUAUUACAACAAUGUAUUUAUAUUGUUAUGGAUGUAGCUUAUCGAAGGAUUGGUUAG
Messenger RNA from Rotaria sp. Silwood2, 1152 nucleotides. The record is from the annotation of a GenBank genome assembly. Lineage: Eukaryota; Metazoa; Rotifera; Eurotatoria; Philodinida; Philodinidae.